GACCUAAACUUCACCAUGAAUCGAUACGAAUCGACAGGCUACCAUUUAUCCAGGUGUGCUGGUGUGGAUUUCAAACGGCAGGUUCGGUGGUGUUAUUUAACGGCUCAGCGGAGGUCAGGCGGAAGGAUAUCUGUGAUCAUUGUAAAUAUCGGCAGCGGCGGAGCGAAGCGGCAGAGUGGCGCGUUUCCCUGGAUACUGGUGUCGUCCGUCGUCCUGUUCAGGAGCAGUAUGCUGCUCUCCAAACUGGGCUCCCUCUCUCACAGCAUGGAUCUACCGGCGAAGCUUCAGCCGCAGCAAGCCAAAGUGGAGAAGCAGCAGUUUGAGAAACUGUACCGACUGGGCUCGGUGCUCGGUAACGGAGGAUUUGGCACCGUCUACUCGGCUGUCCGCUUGGCCGACGGGCUGCCGGUGGCAGUGAAGCACGUGUGCAGGGACAGAGUGACUGAGUGGGGAACUCUGUGUGGCGCGGUGGUUCCUCUGGAGAUCGUGCUGCUGAAGAAGGUGGGCGGGGCGUUCGGCGGCGUGGUGCGUCUGUUGGACUGGUGGGAGCGAGCGGACGGCUGGCUGAUGGUGAUGGAGCGUCCUGAACCGGCUCAGGACCUGUUCGACUACAUCACGGAGCGCGGCGCCCUGGAUGAGGCGGCGGCGCGCGGCUUCUUCCUGCAGGUGCUGGAGGCGGUGCGUCACUGCUACGCCUGCAGCGUCGUCCACAGAGACAUCAAGGACGAGAACCUGCUGGUGGACCUGAGGACCGGCCAGAUCAAGCUGAUCGACUUUGGCUCGGGGGCCGUUCUCAAAGACUCCGCCUACACCGACUUUGACGGUACGCGGGUCUACAGUCCUCCGGAGUGGAUCCGGUUCCGUCGGUACCACGGCCGCUCGGCCACCGUCUGGUCACUUGGCGUGCUCCUGUACGACAUGGUGUGCGGCGACAUCCCCUUCGAACAGGACGAGGAGAUCCAGGGGCGGAUCUACUUCAGACGCAACAUCUCCACAGAGUGCCAGCAGCUGAUUGGCUGGUGUCUGAGUCAGCAGCCGUCUGACCGACCAACCCUGGAGCAGAUCCUCCUGCACCCCUGGGUGACCGUCACCACCGUCCAGCAGAAAGACGACGGCAGCAUCACGCUCCACGCCAUCCCAGCUGACUCCUCCUCCUCCAGCCAGCAGAGCUCCUGAUUGGUCAACAGGAUGUCUUGGACUUGACUGACAGCUGUGCUGUGGUGGUAAUGUUGAUGGUUCAGGAUGCAGCUGACUCCUGUGGCUCCACAGCGCCUCCUCCUGUUCAGACUGUGGCGCUGCACCUGUUCUGUUUCUGUCUCAGUGCCUUGAGUUUAAAGCUGCUGUGGGUCAGAGGUGGAGGGUCCAGAGAAUCCUCACGGUUAAACUUACCUCACCUGACACACACACACACACACACACACACACACACACACACACAGACGAUGACUCCUCUUCUGGAAUUCAGGGUAAAAUGAACAAAAUGAUGGUUUAAAUCUUUAUUUCAUCAGUCGAUGGUUUCCUCAGUUUCCUCCGUCGAGCAGUUUGAAAUGUAGUGAAUGAUGGUUUCAGUGAUUCAUGUUUUAUAUUUAGUUUGUUGUCAACGUGUUCUGAGGUUUCAGUCGACUGUAGAAACAUGAAUGUUGGAGGACGGGAAGUUUUCAGACCCUGUAGUAAAAACUGUAGCUGCUUCCUCUCCAGUUCAGCUCACGAUCAGUUUACAGGUAAAUUCACCUGUAAUCUCAGCUCAGCCGUCGUCUCUAACUCUGUCUGUUGAUUUUUAUCAGACAUGGUCAAGUUUAUAAAGUCAGCUGAUCGUCCUCCAUCUUCUCUCCCUCAGUGUCGGAGGUUAAAAUGCACAGUCAAUGCAAAUACUCAGUUUUGUAUUUUGAAUAUUUGUCUUUAUUUUUUAUGCAGAUUUUGUAACUGAGUUUGUUUUUAUUUAUUUCCAGAGACAUUCCUCGUUCUGUGGUUAUUUAUUAUCUUUCAGAUUUCAUUUGUUAAAGUUUUGAUGUUUUGAAUCGAGAGUUCUGACAGGAAAAGUAUUUUUAAUAUUUUUCAUAUUAAACUUUUUGUAUAUAAUCUGACUCUUAUUAUU
Messenger RNA from Lates calcarifer (barramundi perch), 2095 nucleotides. Its product is annotated as serine/threonine-protein kinase pim-3-like. Gene Ontology annotation, biological process: protein autophosphorylation; negative regulation of apoptotic process; regulation of mitotic cell cycle. NCBI's taxonomy places the organism in Eukaryota, Metazoa, Chordata, Actinopteri, Centropomidae. Gene Ontology annotation, molecular function: protein serine/threonine kinase activity; ATP binding. The record is from RefSeq and is a predicted model, not a curated record. Gene Ontology annotation, cellular component: cytoplasm.